AUGGGAGGCAAUACCGGGGAGAGCAAGGACGAAAGCUCUAUUAAACCAGUGUCGUCCCUUAGAUCCCACUUCGAGAGCAUAGGAACUACCACUAGCAAACCCGCUCCUCCGAUCCCAAAGAAGCCGAGUUCCGUCUCGCAGCGAUUCCUUGAAGAGCCGAGUGUCCCGAGAUUGCGAGACGACGGAAGAGUGUCCCUAGACAUCCCACGCGACAACACACUUUCUGAAUCGAGCACAAGCACUGGAAAUGGAACUAACGGACAACGCUGGCGCAGCGCCUUCCGGCCAAGGGAUUCGCCUUCGCCAGGCAGGAGACCUCGCCCAAUGUCGGUCCAUGGCCACUACUCUCCACCGAAGACACCGCUGCAGGUGAAGAUAGACUCUCCAAAAAGCUCGCCGAAGUUAUCCGAAGCGGUUUCGCAAUCCGCUACCGUUCCUAGGUUUCCGAAUGGGUUACGCCAGCAAUCUCCAACGUCUUCCCGACCGCCCUCUCCUACUAUACGCCGACCCUCUCCGAAUAGGCCUCUUAUUGGAACCGCUCCUAGAUUAGACACGAAGCAACCGCCAGCUCCACCGCCACCCCGAGGCUCGGAACCGAAGAAAAGCCUCAAUGCUUCUCCUGUGGCUAGUCGGCCCAAUACUCCUCUUCAGACAGCGCAUUCCGAACCUCCACCUAUCAAUAGAUCUGCGAAACCGAAGCCGACAAUCCCAAUUCUAUCCCUCCAACCCACCUCUCAUGGUUCUCUUGCGCCCGUCGCGAGGGUAUCAGAGGAUGCCGUAUCGCCUUUUAGUACGCCUCCAAGCAGCGAAGAAGACGACGUUCGAACCAAGGCAAAGGGCUUCAAGAAGAGCCCCGUGCGGCUUACAAGCAAAGAGAGCCAUUUUCCACCUCAAACAGGCAGGCCCCCCCCAAAUGCACGGCAACCAAUUCGGUCGUUUGGCAUUGACGAAGAGAAACCUCCUGAGCAGCCGCCACGACCGCAGACGAUCGCUGUAGCUGGCGACAAACCGGAAGAUCGACCGGGACUUCCCCCGCGGCGAGAUGCACGCCUGGAACCUCGUGGGCUCACACGGCAGCUGACUCUAUCUAAUCCACCCCCUAGAUCGAUGGAUAUAUUGGCGCAGGCAGCGGGGAAAGUAGCGGACGCCGAUUCAAAGUUUAUGCCACCUCCAAAACGGGCCUCAACAAUUCCUCCUGGAGCAUUACAUGUUGCUUCGCCUCUCCCCUCUUCGCAGAUUUCCUCUCGCGCAUCGAUAGAUAUUAGGCGCCCUUCCGGAGCGCUUGACGGCAGCCCGUUCGUUCCAAGCGACUCCGACGAGGAGGUCGAGGUGAUGAACGCUAAGCCGACACCCACUUUGAACGAUUAUCCCGAUUCAUCUCAAUCAAAUCGACGGCCUCCCAGGUUUCGGGAGCGCCCUUAUGAUAUCGCGACGAAGUACGAUACCAAACUCUUCGCAGUGGCUGGUGAGUUCCUUUGUACGGCCGGGUACUACACCCGCGCAUGGAGCCUUCGAACCGGCGAGCUCCUGAUGAGCAUCAGCCACGGGGAAAAUACCAAAAUGACUGCCUUGGUAUUUAAGCCUGCGCAGAAUAUCGAAGACCAAGGAAAGCGGAUCUGGGUGGGCUCGACGACAGGCGAGAUCCAGGAAAUUGAUAUCCCGUCCCAGACGGUGAUUACAACGAAAUCCAGCGCGCAUAGCCGCCGCGAGGUUAUCAAAAUCUACCGGCACGCGGGUGACUUGUGGUCGCUUGAUGUUUCUGGAAGGGUAAACGUCUGGCCGCCGGACGAAACGGGAACACCUAACCUAACUAUGAUGCCGCAAAGCUUCAACGUCUUUCCGGGCCAUACGUUUUCCAUGAUGGCGGGAAAACAACUCUGGUUAGCGACGGGCCGAGAAAUUCGCAUCUACGAGCACAAUAGCGCGACUAAUAUGACGAAAGAUGUCACCAGCAGGAAUCCGCUCGCUCAGGCUGGGGCCGGCGAUGUCACUUCUGGCGCCAUCAUCAGUUCCCAAGCCGAUCGCAUAUACUUUGGCCACAUCGAUGGGAAAGUUUCCGUAUAUUCCCGGAAGGACUAUUCCUGCAUCAGUGUCGUUAGUGUCAGUCUCUACAAGCUCAGCACAUUGGUUGGCGUUGGGGAUUAUCUCUGGGCUGGGUAUAAUACGGGGAUGAUAUACAUCUAUGAUACCUCAGUGCAGCCUUGGAUGGUCAAGAAAGACUGGCAUGCACAUGAGUCCACAAUCGCAGGCAUCGUUGCCGACCGAACGAGCCUGUGGCACCUGAACCGGCUGCAGGUGGUGUCCUUGGGAACGGACAAUGUGGCGCGCUUAUGGGACGGGAUGCUCUCGACGGACUGGUUGGAAAGCGAGAUGCAACAGCGUGAUACGGAGUUUUGCGACUUCCGCGAGGUGAGCGCGCUUGUCACAACGUGGAAUGCCGGGGCCGUGAAGCCCACCGCACUCCGACACGAUCAACGAGACGCGAAUUUCUUCCAGGAGCACCUCACGGCCCAAGAGCCUCCGGAUAUCCUGAUCUUCGGAUUUCAAGAGCUCGUGGACCUGGAAGACAAGAAGGUGACCGCUAAGAGCUUCUUCAAGAAGAAGAAAGACUCGAAUGAGAAGGAGCACAUGAGCCAUCGAUACCGAGAAUGGAGGGAUCAUCUUGCUCGGUGCUUGCAAGAGCAUAUCCCAGAUCAUACAUAUGUGCUACUGCACACCUGUAAUCUUAUCGGCUUGUUUACUUGCAUCUUCGUCAAAGACACUGAGCGGCAACGCAUCAGUUACUUUGGCGCGUCGGAGGUGAAGCUUGGAAUGGGCGGAUACCAUGGAAACAAGGGUUCUCUUAUCGUUCGAUUCGUUCUAGACGACACUUCCUUGUGUUUCGUCAAUUGCCACUUGGCCGCGGGUCAGUCUCAGACGGUCCAUAGGAACAACCACGUCGCCGGCAUCAUGGAAUCCACAUCUCUCCCAGUCGAGGUCGACCCUGAACGGAAAUCCGAUAUAUUCGUUGGCGGCGGUGAUGGAUCGAUGAUCCUCGACCACGAAAUCUGCAUCCUCAACGGCGAUCUCAACUACCGUAUCGACACCAUGAGCCGCGACGCCGUCAUCGCCGCAGUCCAGGCCAACAACAUCGGCAAACUUCUGGAACGGGAUCAGCUGCUUCUCUCGAGGAAGAAAAACCCCAGGUUCCGGCUUCGUGCAUUCAACGAAUUGCCCAUUACGUUUGCGCCCACAUACAAAUAUGAUGUGGGUACCGACAGCUACGACACCUCGGAGAAGAAGCGGUCGCCCGCCUGGUGCGAUCGGAUUCUGUAUCGCGGGCUUGGGAAUAUGAAGCAGGUCAACUACAAACGGCAUGAAAUCCGGGUGUCGGACCACCGACCUGUGAGUGGCUUGUUCAAGCUACGAGUGAAGACGAUAAUCCCGCCGAAGAAAAAGGUGGUGAUGGAGCAAUGCGAGGCUCGAUUUGAGGAGGUGUACGAACGAGUCGCGCGUGAUACGAAACUUGAUUAUUUGAUGAAUGUCUUCGGUCUUCCGACCAAAGAAGCCGAGCGCCUGUUGAGGUAA
Eremomyces bilateralis CBS 781.70 is the source of this 3567-nucleotide messenger RNA. RefSeq names its product DNase I-like protein. The record is from RefSeq and is a predicted model, not a curated record. The transcript is spliced from 4 exons. The coding region runs from base 1 to 3567 and encodes 1188 amino acids. Gene Ontology annotation, biological process: phosphatidylinositol dephosphorylation. Gene Ontology annotation, molecular function: protein binding; phosphatidylinositol-4,5-bisphosphate 5-phosphatase activity. NCBI's taxonomy places the organism in Eukaryota, Fungi, Ascomycota, Dothideomycetes, Eremomycetales, Eremomycetaceae.